CAUGCCUAUUGAUUCACUGCGCACCUUUGUAGAAGAGCUCCACAGGUACACUCAUGGCGAAAUCGAGAUUUGAGUACGUGCGGACGUACGAACAGGACCAAAUCCUCCUGCCAAAUACGUAUAUCGUGAUUCGACUUGACGGACGAGGAUUUCACAAGUUUUCAGCGCAUUAUAAAUUCACAAAGCCAAAUGAUAUACGGGCACUUGGCCUCAUGAACAAAGCUGCCUUUUGCUUGAUGAAGCAGAUAUCAGAUAUAUGUGGUGCAUACGGACAGAGCGACGAGUACUCGUUUGUCUUGCAGAGACGGUGCCGUUUAUUCGAUCGACGAGAGGCAAAACUGGUCUCGACAUUUGCAAGCACGUUCACAGCGUACUAUCAGUUCUACUGGAACGAGUUCUUUCCCGAUCAGCCACUAGACGCUACUCUGCUUCCUUCGUUCGAUGCUCGAGCAGUGCAAUAUCCCUCUCUGACCGAACUUCGCCACUACCUUAGUUGGCGGCAGGCUGAUUGCCAUAUUAAUAAUCUCUACAAUACGUCGUUCUGGGCGCUAAUUUUGAAGGGAGGGGAGACGGAGAAAGAGGCAGAGCACUCGUUGAUGGGCACUAAUUCAUCCGACAAAAACGAGCUUCUUUUCUCAAGGUUUGGUAUAAACUACAACAACGAGGACCCUGUAUUCAGAAAAGGUACGAUGUUGAUCAGGGACAUGGCCAAGGCAUCCUCUGCCACGCCGGAGCCUGAUCUAAAGGAUGAAAUGCCAUUGCAGGAGAAAUCAAAGCGACAGGCAGAGAGAGAGGAGAAGAGGAGACGGAAAGCUGAGAUCGUUGAGUUGCAUGAAGAUAUCAUUGGGGAUGGCUUUUGGAACGAGUCGUCCAAAUGGCUGAGUUAAACGUUUUCGGUGCUAUACAUAUUUUAUUUCAAUCUUCAAGAUGUACAUCUCAAGAUCACAGUAUUGACAUCAUGUAUAUUUCAUGUUGAUUAUCAGCGGCAGAUGAAGCAUACACUGAAUCAUGGUAGCUGAAGAAUCAAUCAGAUCAGAAUACGCGACUGACGCGAUGGAAUAAACAAAUAACCCUGUCC
Molecule: messenger RNA, 1078 nt
Organism: Myxozyma melibiosi
Lineage: Eukaryota; Fungi; Ascomycota; Lipomycetes; Lipomycetales; Lipomycetaceae
Exons: 5
Coding region: 54-887 (277 amino acids)
Biological process (GO): tRNA modification
Molecular function (GO): tRNA guanylyltransferase activity; magnesium ion binding
Source: RefSeq, a predicted model, not a curated record